Messenger RNA from Sphaeramia orbicularis (orbiculate cardinalfish), 5865 nucleotides. RefSeq names its product A disintegrin and metalloproteinase with thrombospondin motifs 2-like. Bases 39 to 4163 code for a protein of 1374 amino acids. Gene Ontology annotation, biological process: proteolysis; extracellular matrix organization. The transcript has 25 exons. Gene Ontology annotation, molecular function: metalloendopeptidase activity. Gene Ontology annotation, cellular component: extracellular matrix. The record is from RefSeq and is a predicted model, not a curated record. Lineage: Eukaryota; Metazoa; Chordata; Actinopteri; Kurtiformes; Apogonidae.
CUCAGUCGGACUCUGUUUAACCCCAUCUGUGUCUCAGAAUGGAUCAGUGUGGAGUCAUCAUCACUGUGUUUCUGCUGCAGAUCUACUCUUCACAUUCACUUCAUUUCACUAAAGACACAGAUUCUCUUCAUCAGUUUCUUUCGGAGUUCAGCAUUGUUCAUCCAAUCAGGACAGACCCUGAGGGGCACUUAUUGUCAGCAUCAGUCUCCGCCCACCGCAGCAAGAGAAACGCCCACUUCACAGAGAAAAAGCCCACAGAAAACCCAUCAUUCAAUCACACUGGGUGGAGUCAACAAGAGAUGGUGGAGGAGGAGGAGAUUUUCUACAACGUGACACUGUUUGGUAAACACCUUCACCUGCGGCUUCGUCCAAAUUCCCGUCUUGUGGCUCCAACCGCCACCAUGGAGUGGUGGGAGGAGUCAGGACAGAAACACUCAGAGCCUAUUGGAGAAGCCAGCUGCUUCUACACAGGAGAGGUGUCCAACAUGGAGGACACAUCUGUCGCCAUUAGCAACUGUGAUGGUCUGGCAGGGUUGAUCCGGACGGGGCGGGAGGAGUUCUUCAUUGAGCCAUGGGAUGGAAGGAGGACCACAGUAGACGAGGAAGAGGGAGGAGGAGAAGAGGGAAGAGGAGGGGGAGGACGACCACACAUCAUUUACCGCUCAUCUGCUAUCAUCAACAAUCGAAGAACUGUCAAUCAGACUGAAGCAGCCAAUAAAACCACAGAGGACUUCCUUCGAGGUCCUCUGUUAGGUUCUCUGAACCUGGAGCACAGUAUGUUAUGGCCAGAAUCUGGAUCUGCUCGAUGGCGGCGGCAGCGGCGUUACAUUGAGGAGGCGGAGCUGUUUAACAUUGAGGUUCUCUUGGCAGUGGACUACUCAGUGCUUCUUUUCCAUGGCAGAGAUCACAUCCAGAAAUACCUGCUCACACUGAUGAACAUCGUCAAUGAAAUCUAUCAGGAUCACUCUCUGGGUGCCAACAUCAACGUUGUUCUGGUUCGAAUCAUUGUGUUAUCUCCAAUGAAGUCCCAUGAGCUGAUUGCGGUGGGUAACGCUCAGAAGAGUCUGGAGAAUGUCUGUGGCUGGUCAUAUCUCCAGCAGAGGGAGCAGAGUCAUGCCGAGCAGCACGACCACACCAUCUACCUGACCAGACAGGAGUUCGGUCCCUCCGGCAUGCAAGGUUAUGCUCCUGUCACUGGCAUGUGUCAGCUGCAUCGGAGUUGUGUUCUUGUGUUUGAGGAUGGAUUUUCUUCAGCCUUUGUAGCUGCUCAUGAAACUGGACAUGUAUUGGGGAUGGAACAUGACGGUGAGGCUAAUGACUGCGCUGACGACGUGCCUUUGGGCAGCAUCAUGUCGCCGCAGGUUCAGGCUACUUUUCACAGAUACCACUGGUCCAGAUGCAGCUGGAGGGAGCUGCACAAAUACUUGCAUACUUAUGAGUGUCUCCGUGACGACCCAUUCCACCAUAACUGGCCGGCUCAGCCUCCGUUGCCAGGCUUCCAGUACUCAAUGGAUCAACAGUGUCGGUUCGACUUCGGACCAGGAUGGAGCACCUGCACCGCAUACACGACCCCUGACCCCUGCAAGCAGCUGUGGUGUGGUGACUAUAACAACCCAGCCUUCUGCAAAACCAAGAAAGGUCCGCCACUCGACGGGACCAAGUGUGGACCAGGCAAGCACUGUUUUAAAGGCUUCUGCAUGAAGUUGACCCCUGACCUCCUAAGACAAGAUGGCAGUUGGGGGACAUGGAGUUCAUUUGCCAGCUGUUCCAGGACCUGUGGAGGUGGAGUCAGGUUUCGGACCAGGCGCUGCGACAACCCAGUUCCAGCCAACGGGGGGCGUACCUGCUUUGGAAACAGUUAUGAGUUCCAGCUGUGCAGCCAGGAGGAGUGCCCCCCUCUAACUGACUUCAGGGAGGACCAGUGUAAAGUCUGGAACCCAUUCUUUGAACAUGAGGGAAUAAAACACCACUGGCUGCCCUAUCAGCAUCCUGAUCCUGACGAACGCUGUCGUCUGUUCUGUCAGUCGAAGGAAACGGGUGCUGUGGUUUCCAUGAACAGAAUGGCACAUGAUGGGACUCCAUGUUCUUAUGAUGAUGCCUACAGCGUGUGCGUCCGAGGAGAGUGUGAGCACGUCGGCUGUGACAGACAAAUCGCUUCAGACCAGCAGGAGGAUCGAUGUGGAGUCUGUGGAGGAGAUAACUCCAGCUGUAAAAUCAUCAAAGGGAAUUUCACCCGCAGUGCCAAAAAACAAGGUUUCCUGAAGAUCCUGGAGAUUCCAAAAGGAGCAAGACACCUCCUAAUCCAGGAAUUCAAAGGAACUCCUCAUAUCCUGGCCAUGAAGAACCAGGAGACUGGUCAUGUCUUUCUCAAUGACGAACAUGAGCUCCCAGAAACCAGAGUGGUGAUAGAGAAGGGCGUGGCCUGGGAAUACGCUAACAGUGAGGAGCAGGAGUCAGUCCAGACAACGGGGCCGCUGAAAUAUGGAGUCCUGCUGAUGGUCCGUUCCCAUGGCGACACAAAGGUCACGGUGUCAUAUAAAUACAUCAUCCAGGAUCGGCUGCGGUCAUCGCUUGAGUCCAACCUGCUGCAGGAAGACGCCAUCUUCUACGAGUGGGCACUAAAAAAGUGGUCACACUGCUCCAAACCCUGUGGAGGAGGGAAACAGUACACAAGGUUCGGCUGCAGGAGGAAGGCUGACGGGAAGAUGGUUCAUCGAAUGUUCUGUGGCAAUAUCAACAAACCAAGAGCCAUCAGCCGCAGCUGCAACACUGAUGCCUGCAGCACGCCACGCUGGCUGACUGGAGACUGGGAGGCCUGCAGCGCCUCCUGUGGUCAGACUGGAUGGCAGCGACGCUGGGUGAGCUGUCAGCAGGCGUCCAGCAAAGGGGAGCAGCGCUCAGUGAACAGUAAACUCUGUGGUGAUCCUCGACCUGAAGGGAAACGAACCUGCAAUCGCCAACCCUGUCCCCCUACCUGGAGAUCCGGACCAUGGACGCCGUGUUCAGCAACCUGUGGGAAUGGUACCCAGGAGCGUCAGGUUGCCUGUUUGAGUCCUGAAGGUUCAUCUGGAAACUGCACUGAGCCUCAACCAACCACAUCCCGCACCUGCAUGGUCCUGCCCUGCAAUGGUGACCAGAAGAACUCCAUCAUCCAGUGGCUGUCCAGGACCAACCCAGACUUCCCCGCCCCAAAGACUGCUUCUAGGCAGCGUUGCCGUGGUGACCGGUCAGUGUUCUGCAGAAUGGAGGUGUUGAGUCGGUACUGCUCGAUCCCUGGAUACAGACUGAUGUGCUGCAAGUCCUGCAGUGAAGGAAACUUUACCAACACCACAAGUCCACCAACUACCAACACCAUAAUUCCAUCUACCACCAAUACCACAAGUUCACUGACCAGCAACAACACAACUUCACCAACCACAAACACCAUGAUUCCAGCAACAGUCAACACCAAGAAUCCAAUGGUGGCCAAUACCUUGAUUCCACCGACUGCAAAAAGCUCAUGGAGUCUGACGACAGAGUCCACCUCCUCCUCAUCUGACAUCAUCAGUGACAUCAUUAGCUCCCCUGUCACUCAACCCCCUCCCAUCAGGGACAGCACUGACUUCGUCUACGUUGACUACAGUGAUUACGAUGAAUAUUCAUCCUACGAGGACGCUUCUGUUUCCUUUGUUGCCCCCUCAACACCACCUCCUGCUAUUACCACGACAACAACAAUAACAACAACAACAACAAGACGGCCAAGAAGAACUGCUCCACCAUAUCUCUUUAAGAAAAAAACUACAACUCCUACUAUAGGCCAUGUUACAUCAGGGGCUGGUCCUGAUGAAGGUGCCACUCCUACACCAUCAUCAUCACAUGACAGGUCAUCAGAGGAGCAGAGCCUCCAGAAUAAAGCAAAUCUAACACAAAUUGAACCGACAUCAUCCUCAAUAUCAUUUUUGGACCCAAAGAAGCAGAAGAACUCAGUAGACGAGGUAUCAUACCGAAUUGUAGGAAUGGAUGCUGACGUCAGCAGGGGACAACAGAGCUACUUUGUUCCACGCAUGCCACCAUUUCGAGAGCGAACACAGAACAAACGUAUCCAGGAGGUGCUGAAUGAACGGCGGCGGCAGGACGUCCUGAGGAAACCCAAAAGAACUAACCAGAGGCGGACCGGCCUAUAAACUCUGACACACCUGCACAGGUGUUCAGCUGCUUCAUCACGUCGCAUGUGCAGCUUGCUCACUUUCUGCUAAUGCUAACAGAGACGCUUCACUUCAAGGUUCCAUCAGUCAGAGUUUUAGGACCACACUGAAGGAAAAUACUAUAUGUAGAGGAAAAAAAAAAAUCAGGAUAUGUAGAGAAUGAAAUCAAAAUACUGCAAGAAUAUGACAGGAAAUCAUAAUAUUAUGAAAAUGGUUGUCAUUUUUGGUGAAAAUAUUGCAAUAUUUCAAGAGUUAAGUUAUGUUUCAAGAACAAAGUCAGAAUAUGUUUAGAGCUAUGACAAAUACCAUUUUAUAUUUUGAAGAAAAAAAAAUAAGUUGACUUAUUUCCAAAAACAAAAUCAUAACUUUUUGUAGGGUAAAAGGAUGUACAAUUAUAUGAGAAAAAAGUAAAAUUCAGAAAAAGAAAAUGUAUAUUUUGAGAAUAAAGCUGUAAUAUUUUAUGAGUGAAGUUUUAAUAUUUUGAGAAAAAUAAGCUUAUAAUUACAGAUGACUAAAGUUUUAAUAUGAAAAAAAGGUUUAAUAUGGUAGUCAGAGUCCCCAGCUGCUUCAAAAGCAGUGGCUGAUGUUUGUUGUAUUCUGGAUUUUUCUAAAUGUCAGUGUAUUUCCUGUCGGUGUGGUCCUUACUGUCAGUGUAAAUAAUUCAGGACUUUAAAGAAGUGGAUCAGCUGUCUGCAGUCUGCUUUUGCAAAUGUCCCAUUUAAAAGCAACUGUGACAAUUCUGUAUUUUUGUAUGCAUUCUUCACGCCUUGAUCUGCAAAAAAUCUCUACACAAUUCAGCAGCCAAUGUGGUGUCUAUAUGUGUUUCAGCAACAUUUCUAAAGAUGAUCAGGGACAGAAACACAGUUUGAAACAAAAACAUCCAAGUCUAUGGAUAGAUAGAUGGUCCGGAUAUCUGAUCCUGUGAACAUGGUGGACAGAUGUGGGACAGAUGUGGAGCUCCAAGUCUGAGCUGCCGCCUUUCAUAUGUUUAUACAUGUGUUCAUAUCACAGAGCGGAGAUUGGAUUUUAUAUGUUGCCAGAUCAGCAGAUUUCACACCCAGUUGGUAUUGUAGUCAAGACCACCUAAACUGAGACCAGAUACAUAGUGAGGGCAUUAUGGGGACAACGUUUUACAAAUAUUUACACGAGAAUAUGAUACAAUAUGGACAAAAAGUAAGUUUCAGAAAAGACACUGCAAACCGCUGGUCAGUCAUGUGACUUAAGUGUUCACUGCAUCAGAACAGAAAAGAUCCAUGUGAUAAUUCAAACACAAGUGAAAUACAUUGAUGAAAAUUUUUUUUCACAUGAUGUUUCUGUGACUAAAACAUGGACAGAAAUAUCAGAGGGAUUCAUCUGUGAGUAAAUGCAUGUAAAAAUCAAAACAUAUUAGUGUUGAUGUGAACUUUAUGUUGACACUGAUCUACCAGGUUUUAUAGCAAAAAGUAAUAAGAUGUGUGCCUGCACUGCACAUGUUGAAUUUAAUGUUGGUCCACAUUUUUGUCCCGGGUUCAGUUAAGAGGCUGCAGACCGUUUGGGUCUGUUCUUUACCACAUGAUGCUGAUCCUCCAAUGAUGCACUCUCAUGCAGCUGCUGAUGUGCGAUUUUAUUUACAAUGUUUGAAAUGAUUUCUCUGCUCAUGACAGUCUGUUCACGCACAGUUUCAAUAAAGUUUGACUCAAAA